AUGGUCGGCCUCGAUGCGGAUCCGUCAAAGCGGCAGACGUCCCCGCCGCCAAAGCAGAAGCACAGCUUCUUCCGCGUCCGACUCAUCAACAUCGACCAUGUCCUCACAUACCCAUCGGGCCUCGACCGCACAGAGUGCGCCUUCAACGCAGAGGGACAGCCCCUCCGCAAGGUACCCGUCCUCCGCAUCUUUGGCGCCACCCCCGCCGGUCAGCGCGUGUGCCUCCAUGUGCACAACGUCUUCCCCUACUGCUACGUAAGGUACAAGGCAAGCCUCGAGCCCGCCCACGUCCUCCGCUACAUCCACCGGCUCGGCCGCGAGCUCAACGCGGCCAUGGCCGUCUCUCUCCGCCGUAACCCAGACGACCCGGAGAGCAACCAGUUCAUCGCCGCCAUCCACCUUUGCAAGGGCGUCGACUUCUACGGCUACCACCUCGGCUACACCUACUUCCUCAAGAUCUCCUUCAUCGACCCAUCCCACAGCUACCGCCUCGCCGCCAUCCUCGAGAGCGGAGGCGUAAUGAAGACCGUAUUCCAGCCCUACGAGAUCCACAUCCGAUACCAGCUCCAGUUCAUGCUCGACUACAGCAUCUUUGGCUGCGACUACCUCGACCUCGACGACGCACGCUUCCGCCUCCCCGUGCCCGAAGGCGACGACGUCGCAUCCGACGAGCACGGGACCCCGCUUGGCCCCGAAGCCAAGCUGUGGAACCGCAACACGAUCCCAACCGCCAAGCUGCAGGGCCAGGAGAUCCACCGAGCCUCGCACUGCCAGAUCGAGAUCGACGCCAACGCACAUUGGAUCGUCAACCGACGCAAGCUCCGUGCACGAGAGCUCCACCACGACUUUGACGAGAACGCCUCCGCCGCUGCCGCAGGUGCGGACCAGGACGAGAAGCUCGUGCCUAGCCUCCGAGGUCUCUGGGACGACGAGAGGAUGCGCCGCCUCGCUGCAGGGCUACCGCCGUCGAUCCCGGUCGGUGGCGACGCGGCCGAGGUCCAGCGACGCCAGUACCAGACGGGCGAAAGCCCAAAGUGGAUGUCAGAGGAGCGUAUGCGGAUGCUGCUCGCCAAGCGCCUCGCCGACGAAAAGGCAAAGACGGUCGAGCGGGAACGCAGGGCCGACCACUUUACCAAGCGACCGCCGCUCGACGACUACAUCAUGACGACUUUCGAUGCGGUCGAGGUUUUUCAUCCUUACUCGGACGAUGAUCCGACGACCACCGCCGCCGCUGCCGUCGCCGAUCCAUACACGCAGCGCUCUGGUCCAGCCUCAUCUUGCCGGCUUUACGAUCUCGAUUACUCGAUGACACAAGGCGGAACCCUCCGGCCUUCCGCCGUUCGCGAAGGCAACCAGGCUGACGUCGAUGAAGACGACGAUGAGAGCGAGGUGGACCUCAAAUUCUUCAAGAGUCAAGAGUUUCGGUCAAGGCUGGACCAGGUAGAAACGGCAAAGUCGGCCCAAGAGCAUGACGUCGACACGGACCUGGAGGAGGACGAGGCCGACCAGGCGCCACCGGACGAGGUCGAUGGGGAGGCUCCUGGCACCCCGGUCCUCGGCAGCAAGCCGCUGCACCGUACCGGCAGCAACCGUUCAUCGCAGAGCCUCUUCACCAACAGCCCCACGCCGAGCCCCAAGAAGGUCAAGCUGCGAGCUGAGAAUGGCGACGACGGCCUGAUGCAGCCUCGCGUCGGUACGAGCACGGCAGUGGGUGCUAGCGGCCCUUCCGGAGAAGGGUCGGAUCUAUCAAGACAGAUCAAGACGUGGUCUGAGGCCGCUUCGCGAAGCGCCGCAGCGACCACUCGUUCCGGUACCAAUCCAUCCCCGGCGGGAAAGACGCCUCGCGUGCGUUUCGCCAGCAACUCCACGGCAACGCCGCCUAACGGUCAGGCCGAGGUACCGCGACCGCCUGAAAUCCUUACCCAGCAGCAUCCCGCCUCGCUUGCUUCGACCGCAUCAACCGCCUCGACGGGGACGACCGCCCCCCUUUUUGCUUCGGUGGCAGCUUCAGCGGUCAGUCGCCCAGCGCGCGCUGCUGAUCGCCGGGCGUCGUCGUCCCGGUGCUACACCUUCCGCGAGCCCGCCCCUCCGCGCCUGGCGGUGACGCAGUCAUUUGGCCAUUUCGACAUGGUACGUGAGCUGCACCAGGAUCCAUUCUUCAGCAGGCCGGAAGACGUGCCGGAGCACGCGCGUGAGUACGCCGGCCGGCUCUUCCGCUUCCAGUCGAACACGCUGUCGUUUCUACGCCACUUCCAGCACUGGGACAGCGAGAGUCCGGGCGAGGCUACAGGCCCGACGCCCAAUCGGCGGCGCUGGCAGUUUGGACCGCCGCCACCGACCCGGCUCGAGGUGGAUGCCUGGAGGUACAACGAGGCGCUGGCGGUGCGCGAAAAGUCGCGGCGGCGGCGUCGCAGACUGCUGUCACAAAUUGAGGGGACGACGCAGCCCAACGAGUUCGGCUUCAAGGUGAGCCAGCACGCGCCCACCUCGCUGGUGGCUCGCGACAAGCAGCACAUGACGAUCCUGGCCGUCGAGGUGCAUUGCUGCACCCGCGGCGGCCUCUUUCCCGACCCGGCCCAGGACGCAGUCGAGGCCAUCGCGUACAGCUUUCAGAACGAAGACGAAGAGCUGCAGGAUACCGGAUCGCGAUCGGACCUGCGGACUGGCCUGCUGAUCAAUGUCGAAGGCGGCAGCGGCCUCAUCCACGUCGAGCGGCUCGGGCUCAGCAAUCUCGCUAUCGAGACUGUGGACAGUGAGCUGGACCUCUUCAACGCAUUGGUCGAUCUCGUGCGCGCCUUUGAUCCCGAGAUCCUGGUGGGCUGGGAGAUCCAUAGCGCGUCGUGGGGCUACCUCGUCGAGCGGGCCAUGAGGGCGUUCGACUACGACCUGGUCCCCGAACUCGGCCGCGUCCUUUAUCAGAACACGGGUCGCGCCGGCGGCAAGUCGGACAAUUAUGCCUGGACGCAGAGCUCGGCGCUGCGGAUCACGGGUCGCCAUGUGCUCAACCUGUGGCGGCUGAUGAAGGGCGAGCUGGCGCUCAACGUCUACAGCCGGGAGAACGUGUGCUACCACCUGCUUCAUCGCCGCAUACCCAAAUUCUCCUACGAGCAGCUGACCGAGUGGUAUCGCAGCGGACGUGCCGAGGGCAUCGUCCGGACGCUGCGCUACUACGUCGAUGCCGCCGAGCUCGUCCUCGAAAUCAUCCAGGAGUCCGAGUACGUGCUGCGGACCGCCGAGUUUGCGCGCAUCUACGGCAUCGACUUUUUCUCAGUCAUCAGCCGCGGCUCGCAGUUCAAGGUUGAGUCGAUUAUGCUGCGGAUCGCCAAGCCCGAGAGCUUCGUGCUCAUCUCGCCCAACCGCUCGCAGGUGGGCAAGCAGAAUGCCGCCGAGGCGCUGCCGCUCAUCAUGGAGCCGCAAUCGGCCUUCUACAAGGGUCCGCUGAUGGUGCUCGACUUCCAGUCGCUCUACCCGAGCAUCAUGAUCGCGCACAACUUCUGCUACUCGACGUGCCUGGGCCGCGUCUCGGCGUUCCGCGGUACGUCAAAGUUUGGCGUCACCGAGCUCGAGCUGCCCAAGGGGCUGCUGAGCCUGCUCAAGGACGACGUCAACAUCUCGUCCAACGGCCUGCUAUUUGUCAAGCCCCACGUUCGCCGCAGCCUGCUGGCCAAGAUGCUCUCCGAGAUCCUCGACACGCGCGUCAUGGUGAAAGGCUCGAUGAAGGGGACCAAGGGCGACCGCGCGUUCCAGCGGAUCCAGAACGCGCGUCAGCUCUCGCUCAAGCUGCUGGCCAACGUCACCUACGGCUACACGAGCGCGUCCUACUCGGGACGGAUGCCUUGCGUCGAGAUCGCCGACGCCAUCGUCCAGACGGGCCGCGAGACGCUGGAAAAGGCGAUGGACCUCAUCAACGGCUCGGAGCGCUGGAACGCCCAGGUCGUCUACGGCGACACCGACAGCUUGUUUGUCUACCUGCCCGGGCGCACCAAGGACGACGCCUUCCGCAUCGGCUACGAGAUCGCCGACGCCGUCACUCUGAUGAACCCGGCGCCCGUCAAGCUCAAGUUUGAAAAGGUCUACCUGCCUUCGGUGCUCUUGGCAAAGAAGCGCUACGUGGGCUUCAAGUACGAGACGCCCGACGAGACCGAGCCGGGCUUCGACGCCAAGGGCAUCGAGACGGUGCGACGCGACGGCCAUCCGGCGCUGCAGCGCAUCCUCGAGGCGUCGAUCCGCAUCCUCUUCCGCUCGCGCGACCUGUCGGCCGUCAAGGCCUUUUGCCAGCGCCAGUUCCGCAAGAUUAUCGAGGGCCGCGUGUCGAUCCAGGACUUCAUCUUUGCCAAAGAGGUGCGGCUGGGCAGCUACAGCGACAAGGUGGCGCCGCCGCCCGGCGCGGCGGUGGCGUCGCGCAAGAUGCUGGCCGACCCGCGCAGCGAGCCGCAGCACGCCGAGCGCGUGCCCUAUAUUAUUUCGCAGGGCGAGCCAAAGGCGCGCCUCAAUGCUCAGGCCGUGUCGCCCGAGGUGAUGCUGCGCAACCCGCAGAUGCAGAUCAACGCCCAGUACUACAUCACCCGCACCAUCAUCCCGCCGCUGGCCCGCGUCUUUAACCUGCUCGGCGCCGACGUCGAAGCGUGGUACCACGAGCUGCCCAAGACGGUCAACACGCGGUGGCACCGGCGACCUAUAGCUCCGCCCGUCGCCGUCGGCAGCGAUGCCAGAAAGGGAGCAGGGGCCGACGGAGCCGCCAGCGACGGUGAGGGAAAGGUUGAUGGCGAAGCAGACGACGCCGUGGUGGGCGGCAAGACGCGGUCGGCGGGUGCAUCCUCGGCGGCGGCGGCGUUGCCUACGCUCAACGUGCACUACCGCACCGAGACGUGCUACGUGUGCACGGCGCGGACCGAGAACCAAGUCUGCCUCGACUGCCAGCAGGAUCCGCUGUCGAGCAUCCACCGGACGCAGUCGGCGCUCCACUUCAACGAGGUGCGGCUGCGCGCCAUCGAGCACAUCUGCGCCACGUGCGCCGGCUUGGCGCCGAGCGCGCGCGGCGACGUGCCCUGCAUCUCGCUCGACUGCCCCAUCCUCUACUCGAAAGUCAAGAGCCAGAGGGACACGGACGACUCGCGCGCCGUCGCCGAGUACGUAGCUGCGCUCCUGGAUGGCGAGGAGACGCGGCGGGGCGAGGUGCGGCUCGCCUGGCGAUCCAACGCAGACGGAGCGUGA
This is a messenger RNA of Pseudozyma flocculosa PF-1, 5214 nucleotides long. RefSeq lists its product as uncharacterized. The transcript has a single exon. Gene Ontology annotation, molecular function: DNA-directed DNA polymerase activity; nucleotide binding; DNA binding. Lineage: Eukaryota; Fungi; Basidiomycota; Ustilaginomycetes; Ustilaginales; Ustilaginaceae. The record is from RefSeq and is a predicted model, not a curated record. The coding region runs from base 1 to 5214 and encodes 1737 amino acids. Gene Ontology annotation, biological process: double-strand break repair via homologous recombination; error-prone translesion synthesis. Gene Ontology annotation, cellular component: zeta DNA polymerase complex; nucleus.